Molecule: messenger RNA, 1516 nt
Organism: Cryptomeria japonica (Japanese cedar)
Lineage: Eukaryota; Viridiplantae; Streptophyta; Pinopsida; Cupressales; Cupressaceae
Product: transcription factor MYC2
Exons: 4
Coding region: 55-1035 (326 amino acids)
Molecular function (GO): protein dimerization activity
Source: RefSeq, a predicted model, not a curated record
CGAUUUGACUACAUCUUUGUAUUAUCCACAAGGAAUAGUUGAAUUCUCAAGCAGAUGGGAAGCAAUUCAAUUCUUUACAAUCUAAUGGAGGAGAGCAUAUCAGAUUCAGUUACUACAGAGAGUCUUUGGAAUGAAGAGUAUGUUACUCAUGAGAUUUCUACUGCAAUGGAGGAGAUGUACACUUGCAGUAGUCAAGCCAUGGGGAACCCACAGUUAUCAAGCUUCUCUCUGCAACUUCAACAACAGUUAUUUGAUAACAUGCUUGCUGUCCAGAAUACAUUCAGAGUAAGCAGUGCAUUCACAAGGUACAAGAAGGAGUCUGCUAAUGGAUUCCAACUGAGCCAGAAAUCUUCAAUGAAACAGAAAUCAAUCAAGAGAUGCAUCAAUUUUUUUAGGAGAAUACAAGCAAAUGAGAUAGAGAAGUCAAGAUGGGUAGUUCGCGUGGACGAGUCGUAUGCAUCCACACAUAGGAUGGCUGAGCGCAACAGGAGAAUCAAACUCACUCAGCAAUUCUAUGCUUUACGUUCUCUUCUUCCUCACAAUCCCAAGAAAUGUGAUAAACAUUCCAUCUUGUCAAAUGCUAUAGCUCAGCUGAAUGAGCAGAAGCUUCGAAUCGCAGAGCUUGAGCAACACAACAAAACCCUAAUGAAGGAAGUUACCCGACAUAUAUGUGAAGGUUACAGUAGUUUAUCAGAUGGUAACGUAGAAGAUUUAGGAAAGCAUCCAUUAAUGGCUUCCAUUUGUGAAGAAGCUGUUAUGGUGAUUGAGGAUAGUGAAAUUUCAGAUGAAGCAACAUUGCAUGUAACUCUGAAAAAUGUAAUAUCCAAUUCUAUGUAUAUGGACGCCAUUGUUACCCUGGUCAAGUGCCUCAAAGAAAUGAGAUUGGGAGUUGCGAGAAUCCAAUGCCAGGAGUUAGACUCAAGAAACCCAGUAAUCGAAGUGGCAAUCCAGAGGCAAACAACGGGAGGAGGAUGGGAGCUAUUCCAAAGGAAACAUUUGGAGGAAAUGGUGAAAUGUGCUCUCAAUGCAGCCUAAGUAGACUGUCUAAAAAGGAGUUUUGUUAUGUAAUCAUGAACGUUAGUUACAUUUGGAAGAGGCAACGGUGACGAGAUCGACGGAAGAUUCAGGGCGGACGAUUGAGUGGAGUUGUUGGUCGGUCAUUGAUGGCGGCGUGACGGCGUAGCUUUGCCUCUUCCAUAUUAUAUAUAAAAGGAACUGUGAUAAAAUAUUCGAAAAGUCUUUAUUGGGCGGCAGGGUGAGAUUAGAAGUAUAAGAUUAGGAUACAGUCUUGAUCAAGAUAGUGGAAGGAAAUAAAUUAAGGAGAUAGACAUCAUAUAAUGGCUGUAACACUACACAUCUUUACUUAGAAAUGCCAUGGUGGGAACCACUUUGUAUCACUUGCAAACACCUCCAUAAUGAUAAUGGAAUCAAACUCCACAUGUGGUUAGAAGGAAAGCGUGUGCAAUAUCGGAAAUAUUGAUUGUAACAUAUCUAAUAUCAUGAAUCAUAUUCCAAG